AUGUCAUUGACUGCGGGAUUGACCACGAGCUUGAAGUGUCACAAGGAGACGUCGAUAUUACAGAAUGGUGCCGAUGGUGAAGAUCGUGCUGUGACAACUGUGGCAUUAAUUCAAGCUGAAUUUGUAAUAGCGCCGGCAGCUGAUAUCGGACCAAUACCAAAACAUGAUUUCAGAAAGAAUUCCCGCGUUCUGCUUGGGCAAGACUGGGGUCCAAGUAAUUAUAAGGUUCGGAACUACGUCAUACACCCAGAGUAUGAAGAAACUUACAACACCAUAGCUUUAAUACAACUCAGUACACCGGUAAGGAGCGAAACUUUGAAGCCUUUAUGUCCACCUCCGAUAAGAUUAAGGAAUCCAGAAUUCUAUGUAGUCAAGUUUAAAGAUGGCGACGAUUAUAAUGUUCUUCAAAAGCAAGUGUUACCAGUUACUCACAUUCAAUCGACACUGUGUCGGGAGUUUUAUGUUCGUUCCAAUUUGUAUGCCAAAAGAAUGAGACCGCCGCAUGUGGCUUGUGCUGUUUCUUUAGAAGAUAAUGUUUGCGUGUGGAACGCCGGGUCAGCAUUAGUGACGCGUGACAUAUGGGGAAGAUGGCUCUUGCUCGGUGUGGGUGUUCGCGGUCCGGGAUGUGGCGCUCCAUCCCGGUAUUUAGAUAUGAUGAGUUACUAUCCCUGGAUAGAAGACAGCCUUGACAAGUUCAAGAGAAUCAGCAUAUCGAAGAUAUCCAAACAGAAAUAUGUUCUGCGAGGAGGCACAGAGGAACCUGCAUUGAACACGGCUUACCAGAGAUUCGGAAACUGCGAUCCCGAGGAAAAAAUCAAUUUGAUAUUCAGAGAAUUCAUUUACUUACGGACAGACAACAAUCAGUAUCAGUUUUUGACGUACAAUCUAUCUAUAUAUGAAAACGUUGAGUUUUCGUGUUUGACUCUCGAACUGGUGAAUGCAUCAGCUGUUUCUGAAAUGAGGAUUAAACACGUAUGCCCAAGAGAAUCGAGAGCACCGCCAUGUUACCGAUAUAAAGGAUCCGUGUUUGAAAUAUCGUUAUACAUAAUGUUCUCGGACACAGCACGUUUUGAAAUGUACGCGUGGGGAUGGAAGAAGAAUAUGACUCUUAUAGAUAUUCACGAAUGGAAAUUGGAAGAGGGUACAUAUUACGAAGAUUUCAAUUUACAACUUAUCGAAUAUAGAGGUCCGACGCACGAGACUGAGUUUGGAUUCGAGCCAAUAAACGUAGCUAUGUGGGUCCCGGAAUACGAUAUAUGGUCUAGCAGCGAAGCUCCCGAUCCCAAUAUGACCACAACAAAGCUCGUUAAGAGAGGAAAUAACGAAUUGCCCAAAAAACAGAAGGAGAUUAAAGGCAAAGAAGUUAUGGAGAUCCCUACAGACGCCUUGGAACCAGAUAUAAAAUUAAUAGCUAAAAUGACAGGCAUACCAAAUCCUAUACCACGAUAUCAAACACCUACUAAACCUAGGACUAGCACAUUUAAAGUAGGAUAA
This is a messenger RNA of Danaus chrysippus (African queen), 1494 nucleotides long. The record is from the annotation of a GenBank genome assembly. NCBI's taxonomy places the organism in Eukaryota, Metazoa, Arthropoda, Insecta, Lepidoptera, Nymphalidae.